This is a messenger RNA of Mercurialis annua (annual mercury), 1624 nucleotides long. Its product is annotated as probable galacturonosyltransferase-like 1. The transcript has a single exon. Gene Ontology annotation, cellular component: Golgi apparatus. Lineage: Eukaryota; Viridiplantae; Streptophyta; Magnoliopsida; Malpighiales; Euphorbiaceae. The record is from RefSeq and is a predicted model, not a curated record. Gene Ontology annotation, molecular function: glycosyltransferase activity. Bases 168 to 1232 code for a protein of 354 amino acids.
ACGACUUAGGUUGAAUUCAAAAUCUAUUGAAUAGUAAUUAAGACCUUUAAUUAGACCAACGUGGGGUAUCGAAGCCAUGAUGUCUCACCACAUCUCAAUAAAACCCAUUCCCAUCUCCCUUUCACUUUUCUAAACACUCUCACUCCCCUUAAUUAAUUACCCUCACCAUGCUCAAACUCAAACUUCAACCACCUCAACCACCACCGUCACCACCGCACCACCGUCUCCUCUACCACCUCUGCCUCCUCCUCCUCUUCACCACCACAACCAAUGCCCUCAUCACUCAAAAAUUCAAAGAAGCCCCACAAUUCUACAACUCUCCAACAUGUCCAUCCCUCUCAUUAAACGACGACGUAUGCGGCGAUCAAGCUGUCCACGUCGCUAUGACGCUUGACUUCCCCUACCUGAGAGGAACCAUGGCCGCCAUUUUUUCCGUCAUACAACACUCCUCUUGCCCGGAAAAUCUCCGCUUCCACUUCAUUUCCUCAUCACCGUCGUCUCAUCAUCUUUACUCCACAAUCACCUCCUCCUUCCCUUAUCUCCACUCUCAUAUCUACACUUUCUCCACUUCUCCGGUCACCGGACUCAUCUCCACUUCAAUCCGCCAAGCCCUAGAUUCUCCGCUCAACUAUGCGCGUAAUUACCUCUCCGAACUCCUCCCACAAUGCGUCAAAAAAGUAGUAUACCUAGACUCCGACAUUAUCCUCGUGGACGAUAUUUCAACAUUGUCGGCAACUCCACUCGGCCCAACCGCAGUCCUCGCCGCACCGGAGUAUUGCAACGCUAACUUCAGCUCUUACUUCACACCCACCUUCUGGUCAAACCCGUCUUUAUCACUAACGUUCGCCGGAAGAAAUGCUUGCUACUUCAACACCGGAGUAAUGGUGAUAGAUUUAGAGAGAUGGAGAGACGGUGAUUACACUAGUAAAAUUAUAGAAUGGAUGGAGUUACAGAAGAGAAUGAGGAUCUAUGAACUUGGUUCGCUUCCGCCGUUUUUGUUAGUGUUCGCCGGUAAUAUAGCUCCGGUGGAUCAUAAAUGGAACCAACAUGGACUCGGCGGCGAUAAUUAUAGAGGUUUGUGUAGAGAGUUGCAUCCCGGUCCGGUGAGUUUGUUGCAUUGGAGUGGUAAAGGUAAGCCUUGGGUUCGACUUGAUAAUAAUAGGGCUUGUCCGUUGGAUGCUUUAUGGGCUCCUUACGAUCUCCUGCAAACGCCUUUUGCUAUCGAGUCUUAACUAGGUCGUGCACGGAAACUUGUCGAGUUUUACGUUUUGACAUUCAUUUCCGUUUUUAAGAAUAUUUUUAAAAUUUUAUAUAUACAUAAGUUUUCGGUUUUAGCGUUUCUGUUUCCGUGCUACAUAGGCAAGAGAAGUCAUACCGAAUCAUACUAUAAAGAGAUAAGUUUUUUUGAGGUUUAUGUUCAAUGAAGGUAGAGAAUAGGUGUGUUUAUAGUACUGUAUUACAGCCAUUAACGGGCCUAAUUAGAGCUUGAGUUUUCUAUUUUAUUUUUUCUGUUUCAAUGGCUCUUUACCUGAGAACGGUAAAAUUUGUAGUUACAGAUAUACUGGAGGGAAUUGUAUAGAGGAUUUAAUCAUAAUAAAAAUUUGUCUAUGCUGUUUCUGUUAAA